Diorhabda sublineata is the source of this 4158-nucleotide messenger RNA. RefSeq names its product cGMP-dependent protein kinase, isozyme 2 forms cD4/T1/T3A/T3B (gene for). The transcript is spliced from 9 exons. Gene Ontology annotation, molecular function: ATP binding; cGMP-dependent protein kinase activity. Gene Ontology annotation, biological process: protein phosphorylation. Lineage: Eukaryota; Metazoa; Arthropoda; Insecta; Coleoptera; Chrysomelidae. Bases 246 to 2873 code for a protein of 875 amino acids. The record is from RefSeq and is a predicted model, not a curated record.
AAGCCGGACCUCGCGGUCGUCAGCGUCCGCCGACGUUUCAAAUGUAGGCGCUGAACUUCGCUGCUGGUAAACAAAAGACGGCGAAAAAACUUGUACGUGGAAAACAAAAGACGGGUAGAGGAAUAUUUACGAGACGUGAUAUUAUAUAAAGUGAUUUUUUUUUUUUUUAAUAUAUUCGUUGUGUGUUUAAUAUUAAUUUGGAUAUAUUUCAUUUUAAAUGACGGAUAUUGUACCAAGCAUAAGCUAUGAAAAUCAAACACCACCCAGGCAAAGCCGUUAUAAACGACCCGGGAUGGCUGGAGAUGGACAUUUCCAACAAAACGAGAGGAAGACAAUACGAAGCCAAUUGGGAGGACGCGCACAAAUCUUUAUCGAAUAACAGCUCGACGUCGAAUUCGUGGGACAAAUACAGUCAUAGAAGUUUGGACGGCGGUACCGUAUCGAGCAAAUUGGGUCAGUACCAAAGCGUCUUGGACGAAAUUAACAAAAACGACGACGAUUCAAGUAAACCGAAAAGUAUUAAAGGCAGCGUCCGAUUGAAAUAUCACAGCGAUAAGUGUUUGGGUAGAAUAAAUAGUAAAAAUAUUAAAGACGCGGAUGCGUCCCAGUAUUUUUUCCCUUCGCAAUCGCCGGUGCCGGUACCGCCGAAACCUAAACCCAGAAAGAAAUUGCCGGCGAUUCGACAAGAUAAUCAAUUCGAUACGGUAUUAGACGAUUUGCAUAAACAUUUGAAGAAAUCCGUCAGGUUCGACGAGGCGAAUACGGAAGGGGAAACGCGGGAACGCGUCAACACUUGGGUGGACGAUCAAAACAAAUAUAUAGUAAACGACGACGAUAAACCGAAAAGCGAUUCGGUAAAACGCAGCGAUAGCGGUUAUUACGAACAUUUCGAUAAACCGCGCCAACGUUUACCGCCCAACACCAUCUACCCUUCGUCGUAUUCUUCCUCUUCUUCCUCUUCGUCUACAUCUUCUUCUUCUUCGUCCAGCGACGGGUAUUCAUUCGAAUCGGAAGACAGCGAUUAUAACGGAAUGUAUAGUUUAUAUAAAGACGGUUCGAUUCCUAAACAUAAAGCGGCGACGCCUAAACCUAAAAGUAGAACUUUGACGACGGUGUCUCCGUCCACCAGAAGUGCCGCUUGCGAUUCGAACGAUUUUGUGAUACCGAGACCGAAGUUGAUAGUGCCCGUACAUACUUACGCGGUGCGAAAGAGAAGGACGGGAAAUAUUUUGUCGGAUCGCUACGAUUCCGCCGGUACCGACGAACGGAAAACUUUACAUAAAAGGAAAGAAGAGGGGAAAGUAGAAGUUUCUAGGGAAAAUAAAAUUCUGCAUCAUUUGGAUUCCGGAAAAGUAUUAGGGGAACUCGCCAUUUUAUAUAACUGUCAACGAACUGCCACAAUAAAAGCUCAUACAGAUUGCAAAUUAUGGGCAAUAGAAAGACAAUGUUUCCAGACGAUUAUGAUGAGGACUGGUCUCAUCAGGCAAGCGGAAUAUACAGAUUUCUUGAAAAGUGUGCCAAUUUUCAAGACCUUACCCGAAGACACUCUCAUCAAAAUUUCUGAUGUUUUGGAAGAAACUGUAUAUGCUAACGGGGAUUACAUCAUCAGGCAAGGGGCUCGAGGUGAUACCUUCUUCAUAAUAAGUAAAGGAAAAGUGAAAGUUACCAGAAAAGUACCAAGUUCGAAUAACGAAGAGUUUAUAAGGACUCUAGGGAAAGGAGACUUUUUCGGAGAAAAAGCAUUACAGGGUGAUGAUUUGAGAACUGCCAAUGUUAUAGUGGACGAUCCCGAAGGGGUUACAACUCUUGUUAUAGAUAGAGAAACUUUUAACCAGUUAAUAUCAGAUUUGGAUGAAAUUAGAACCAAAUACAGGGAUGACAAUAUAGAAAGACGAAGAGCGAAUCAUGAAUACGAAGGAGUAGAACUCUCAGAUUUGACUAUUCUGACAACACUAGGAGUCGGAGGCUUCGGAAGGGUAGAACUUGUGCAAAUUAAAGGUCGCCCUUCGAGAUCGUACGCGUUAAAACAAAUGAAGAAAGCACAAAUCGUGGAAACUAGACAACAACAACACAUAAUGUCCGAAAAGGAGAUUAUGGGCGAAGCAAAUUGCGAUUUUAUAGUGAAAUUAUACAAGACUUUCAAAGACGCUAAAUAUUUGUAUAUGUUAAUGGAGAGUUGCCUCGGAGGAGAAUUAUGGACUGUAUUAAGAGACAAAGGACAUUUCGAUGAUGCAACGACAAAAUUCUGUACUGCUUGUGUAGUGGAAGCUUUCGAUUAUCUACAUUCUCGCAACAUCAUCUACAGAGACCUGAAACCUGAAAAUCUCCUACUGGACAAUUACGGUUAUGUCAAAUUAGUGGAUUUCGGAUUCGCGAAAAAAUUACAAACUGGCAGAAAAACAUGGACUUUUUGUGGCACGCCUGAGUAUGUAGCUCCCGAAGUAAUAUUGAACAAAGGACAUGAUAUUAGUGCUGAUUAUUGGUCGUUAGGAGUUUUGAUGUUUGAAUUAUUGACGGGCACUCCUCCAUUCACCGGUUCGGAUCCAAUGAGAACCUAUAAUAUUAUUUUGAAAGGUAUCGAUCAAAUUGACUUUCCUAGAACUAUAACAAGAAACGCACAGGCUCUAAUCAAGAGGCUCUGUAGGGAUAAUCCGGCUGAAAGGUUGGGCUAUCAAAAAGGUGGAAUUAGCGAUAUACAGAAACAUAAGUGGUUUGAUGGUUUUAAUUGGGAAGGUCUCGUUAAUAGAACUCUAACCCCACCUAUAGUCCCGAGGGUGCAAAACGUAACAGAUUCAUCAAACUUUGACAAUUACCCACGUGAUACGGACGAUCCUCCACCGGACGAUGUUUCUGGAUGGGAUUGCAAUUUUUAGAUAUUCCUUUUUAAUAAUGUUUUAGGCUUUUUCUAAUUUUUCAAAUAUACUAUAGCCAAUUUUGGGAAAAUCUAUUUUUUUGUGCAUCGAAUGCUUCGAAAAUUGGACCCAUGUUGAUAUUUUGGUGCCUUAAGAUGAUAAUUGUCUAUUGUAACACUUUAUCUGUUAAAGAUUUGUAAUUAUAUAUAUACAUAUAUAAAAAGUUUUUAAAUAUAUAUUUUUAUAUUGUAAAUUAUUUCUUAAUAAAGUGCCAAUAUUUUUAAAUAAAAAAUGAGUAUAAAGGAGACGGUGACGUGUGUACAUUGUUUUUCGACUUUCUUGUCAUUGUCCAUUGCCCAUUAACAGUAGUGGAUGUAUCAGCAGGCUGCCUCAAGAGGCGGCACAUUUCAAAAGUUGAGUUAUUACCAUCUAUUGUAAUGAAAUAAUGAAAACUUGCCCUGUUCAAGAACAUACUUUCAAAGCUACAUUUCAUUUGAACGGAUUUCAAUAAAAGUUCCGGAUCAUUAAAGAACAGAUUCAAGUAAACAUUCAUCCAAACUUCGAUAUAGCACUUCGUAUGGAUCUGUGUCCACCGGCGACAAACUAUUUAAGUGAGAGAAGCUUUUCUUGCUUGAAAACAGCGAAGAAAUAUUCACGAUCGACUUUAAGUCAAGAAAAGUUAAAACCUUUAGCUCUUUUAUGCACAGAAUCAUAUCUACUGAAAAAGAUUUCAUACGACGAUAUAAUUAAUGAAAUCGUGUAUUGAAAAGCCACAAAAAUCAAGAUUGAAAUAAUAUCUUUGCUGAAAACAAUCGAGGAACUUACCAGAAACCAGCAAAUCAUAAAGUUGAAAUUUUAUUGAUAAAAAAUGUAAUUGGGAUAAUUGUAAAUCAAGAUAUCAACUUACAAAGGUGAGUAGAGGAGUUAAAAUAUGAGUAUUCUAAUGACAAUGACUCUGUAAAUCCACCACUGUCUAAUAAUCUCUUUUUUUCCACAAGCACAAGCAGUUAACAAUAUAAAGUACCAUAAAAAAUGAUUCUAUGUUUAAAUCAGUGCUUAAUGUGAUCUGAUUUUAUCAUUCAAGGGUUGUUAUGGAAAGAUUUUUUUAUAUAUAACCUAAUAAUUACAUAUUAAGUAUGAAAUGUUGACUACAAUAUGUGUGAUUUUCUAUACAUGAAAGUUACCCAAAAUCUCCUUAUACGUGUAAAUUUAGCAAUAAACUGUGAAUAAAUUUUGUAAUUAAUUGCAAUAUAGAUAGUUUAAAACAAUAAUAACAUUGUAUUAUGAAUUUGUAAUAAAAGUUUUA